AUUGAUGAAUACAAGCGAUGAAAGAGCUGCAGCAAAUAGUAUUGGAACGGCCGACUGGGGAAAUAGUAAACUAAGCAGCUGGAAAAAUAUCAAUACAUAUUACGCACCUCAGAAAUAAGUCAAGGGUCCUAACUUUGUAUAGCGUGCCCAAGAUGUCUGACGAGGAAAUGGAAUUUAGUGAUGAUGAUUAUGAUGGGUACUAUGAUCAAGAAUAUGAUGGUGAUGUUGACCAUGUCGAUCCCCAGAAGAAUGAUCCCGAGUAUUUUGAUGUUGCUUGUCUCACUGACACAGAGGUUGAGAGGCUUCUUAAUGAAUCAGUAGAGCAACUCUCAAACAGUAUACAGGCAACUCCAUCUCUAGCAAAGUUGCUCCUUCACAUGUACAACUGGAAUCAAAUGGAGAUUGUUGCGGGUUAUCGCCAAGAUUGUCACAAGCUGCUCACCUCGGUACACAUUAAGCCAGUCACACCACCUCAACAGCUGACUGUCGGCCAGCAAGGAGAGGGCGAAAUCACUUGUCCUGUGUGUCUUGCUCCAAUGUCCCCAGAUUAUACCAGUCACCUCUCCUGUGGUCACACAUUCUGUAGGGAUUGCUGGAGCAUGCACUUUGAAGUUCAAAUUAUGCAGGGAAUGUCCACAGGUAUUGAGUGUAUGGGCAAUAGCUGUCAAGUUCUCGCUCCAGAAGACUUUGUAGUCCCAUUGCUAAAACGUCCACGACUGAAAGAAAAAUAUCAACAGUAUGCAUUUGCUGACUAUGUUAGAAGUCAUCCCCAGUUACGGUUCUGUCCGGGUCCCAACUGUAAUAUUGUUGUUCAAGCUAAAGAAUGCAGAGCAAAAAGAGUUAAUUGUACAGCUUGUAAAACUCAGUUUUGUUACAAAUGUGGUGGUGACUACCAUGCCCCAACAGAUUGUGAAACAAUCAAGCGUUGGCUAACCAAGUGUGCCGAUGACAGCGAGACGGCUAACUACAUCAGUGCACAUACCAAAGAUUGUCCAAAAUGCCACAUAUGUAUUGAAAAAAAUGGUGGCUGCAAUCACAUGCAAUGCUACAAUUGUAAGCAUGACUUUUGUUGGAUGUGUCUUGGCUGUUGGAAAACCCAUGGCUCGGAAUAUUAUGAAUGUUCUCGCUAUAAGGAAAACCCCAAUAUAGCUCAUGAAUCUGCCCAUGCGCAAGCCAGAGAAGCUCUCAAAAAGUAUCUUCACUACUAUGAGCGGUGGGAGAAUCAUAGCAAGUCUCUGAAACUGGAAGAAGAGACAUUAGCCAAGAUCCGUGAGAGGAUCCAAAAUAAGGUGAUGGCUGGCACUGGCACCUGGAUUGAUUGGCAGUAUCUCCUUGAUGCUGCAGCUCUCCUUGCACGCUGCCGCUACACUCUCCAAAACACUUAUCCCUUUGCAUAUUACCUCGAAUCUGGACCUAGAAAAGACUUGUUUGAGUAUCAGCAAGCACAACUGGAAGCAGAGAUUGAAAAUCUCUCUUGGAAAAUUGAGCGUGCAGAGAUGACUGACAGAGGUGAUUUGGAGAACCAAAUGGAUAUUGUAGAGAAGCGAAGAACCACCCUUUUGACGGACUUCCUGCAAGUAUGAUGGGGCCUAUGGAAGUAGCUAACCAGUCUGCCUGUCCUGGCUCCCAGUAACAGAAAUACACUUUCCAUACCAGAGAACGCACUCAGUGAGCGCAAAAUGCAAGUUAUAAUCAGUGUUAUUUUGCUCCAUACAUGGAAUAAUUGGGCAAGUGUUUUCUGUGACUUAAAUUAUCUGUAUCUCAUUAGACUUUAGUUUGGAGCUUUAGUGUGAUUGAAUAUUUGUGUUUGGUCUGGCUGGUGUUAAUAUUUGUUUUAGAACAUUAUUUGUCAAUAGGAUAUGAAUGCCAAAUACAAUCAGGUAUUUAGAGUACCUAUCCUUUUCUUGUUUAAUAAGUUUUUUAUUGACAUUAUUUUCAUCCUUGUCAUCCAAGUUCUUUGAAAGGUGCCGUUCCAGAAUUGGGGCCUUAUCGUUACAGUGCAGCUCCAGGAUGGUUAGUCACUUUGGGAGAGUUACACAUUUCAUCCAGGUUUUAUGGGCAGUUAUUUAUAAAUUGUUGUUAAGUAAGUACAGUAGUUAUGUAUCAUACCAUGCAGGUUGUGGACUUUUAUGCAACUGUAUCUGGAUCACUGUAUAUAUAUCUAUAUAUAUAUAAAUACAACUAUAGCCUGUGGUGUUAUAUAGUCAGCUUCAGCUGGCUAGUGGCUGUACAGUACAUUCAGUCCUUUGUCAAGAAGAACGACAAUUUUUUUAUGCAAGUUUAAUGGCAAGGCGAUGUAAAUCUUGCUUUAAACAGCAGUUAGGCCACCUAAUUUGCCAGUGGUGAUAUGUACUGCUUUAUAGCAGAUAAUUUAAAUGUUUAUUUUUAAACAUGACUUUACCUUGUAUCUAUCGUAACAAACACUAGCAUGAGUGUGUGUUUGUUAUCAGGAACAUAUUGGUGUUGUCUACCUUUAGGGUCAUGUAUGUAUCCCAAAUUGGUAGACAAACGUGCAUGUGCAAUGACUAGGCAAAUUUGUAUGCAUCAACUCGUCUAAUUUGAUUAUUUGCAGUUUUAUUACAAGAAAAUAGUUUGCAUCUUACUGGAGUGUGGUAAUAUAUCAAUGACAUGCAGUCAUCUUUGCCUUUUACUCAGUAGUUCAUUGUUGGCUUUUCGUGUAUGUGUCUUCUUUACUUGGUGAAUGAUAAUGGUUGCUGCUAACUGGCUUUGUGCAAGUGAUUUUUUGUUUACUUCAUUGGGUAUUAAGUUAUCAAAAACGUUUGUGCUCUUCAAGAAUUGGAAUUAUUGGGGAAUACAUGUAGAUUAAAAUUUGGCUUGAACAAUUAUAUAUGUACAGUAGAAUGGAAAAUCUUUAGUGUAUUAAGUGUUUUCCUUAAAUUUUUUUUUGCGUUUCAUAUAGUUGCCAAAGUUAAAAUAAGAGAAUAAAUGCUGUAUGUAAUGUAAUUAUGUGCAUUAUUUUUUCAUUCGAGCCAAAAUUUAACAUAUAACUUAUUCAUCAAUAUUAGAUAAUUAUAAAAAAAGAUUUGAUAAGAGCAAAUAUUUCAUCCUUUUUUUUACUUACAUAUCUGACUUUGCUGUAAGGUUUAAACUAACUUAUCAUCAAUACACAUUUCUAUUGGUGAUGAUUAAAUAAGUUCUUUCCAGAGUCAAUUGCAGGGCAUUUAAUUUUUUUACCACCAUUGUGAUAAUAAAAAGAGCAGGAGUU
Procambarus clarkii (red swamp crayfish) is the source of this 3226-nucleotide messenger RNA. RefSeq names its product E3 ubiquitin-protein ligase ari-2 (gene ari-2). NCBI's taxonomy places the organism in Eukaryota, Metazoa, Arthropoda, Malacostraca, Decapoda, Cambaridae. Gene Ontology annotation, biological process: protein polyubiquitination; ubiquitin-dependent protein catabolic process; positive regulation of proteasomal ubiquitin-dependent protein catabolic process. The record is from RefSeq and is a predicted model, not a curated record. Gene Ontology annotation, cellular component: ubiquitin ligase complex; cytoplasm. Gene Ontology annotation, molecular function: zinc ion binding; ubiquitin protein ligase activity; ubiquitin conjugating enzyme binding.